Molecule: messenger RNA, 246 nt
Organism: Lottia gigantea (owl limpet)
Lineage: Eukaryota; Metazoa; Mollusca; Gastropoda; Lottiidae
Exons: 1
Biological process (GO): regulation of RNA splicing
Cellular component (GO): nucleoplasm; ribonucleoprotein complex
Molecular function (GO): RNA binding
Source: RefSeq, a predicted model, not a curated record
AUGCAGAUUUAUGCUCACUUGAAAAAUCUUCCGUAUUCAGCAACUUUACGUGAAAUCAGAAAUUUUUUUCAAGGAUCUGAAAUCAGUAUGGAUGGCAUUAAACUUUUAGUUGAUGAUAAGGGUCGGAAAAUUGGAACUGGCUAUAUUGAAUUUAAAACAGAAGAAGAUUUAGAAAAAGCUCUCAAAAAAUUUGGUGAAUUUUUUGAAAGUAGAAGAAUGAUUAUUACCAAAUGUUCUCAGUCUGAA